AUGCCCAUAACCGAACUCGCCCUCCUCCACACAAAAUCCCACAACCCCCCAUCCAGCACCACAAUAACGCACCUCCAACAAGCCCAGUCCGCCCAAACCGCCUUCUCAACUUACCAAGUCCACCUCUUUACCCAACUCGAAGACCCCUCUUACAUCUACCUCCUCGGCGGCUGGGACUCUGCAAAACAGCAUUACGAGGAAUGGAUCCCGUCGACUACGAAUCAGGGACUGCUGGCGCUGCUCCGGGAUGAGGUGGAUGUUGUUUGGAUGUUUCAUUUUGAGAGACUGUGGGAGGGGGAGAUUCCGCUUUCUGCGCCUGUUGUUGGGGUUGGGAGAUAUUUUGUGAAUGGGGGUGUAAAGAGGGAGGGGGAGUUUGAGAGGGUUUUUGGUGGGUCGAAGCACUAUCUCGAGGAGUAUACAAGGCCGUUUCCAGUGUUGGGGGGUUGGAGGGUUGAAGAUGAUAAUGAUGAUGGGAAGGAGUUUGUGCUUUUGAGUGGGUGGGAGGAAGUUGAGCAGAAUUUCAGAUUUGCGGAUUCGGAUGGGUUCAAGAAGAUUCGGGAUUAUUUGACUGGGGCGGAGAUUAAGCAUAUGGUUCUGUUGAAAUAG
This is a messenger RNA of Aspergillus wentii DTO 134E9, 606 nucleotides long. RefSeq lists its product as uncharacterized. NCBI's taxonomy places the organism in Eukaryota, Fungi, Ascomycota, Eurotiomycetes, Eurotiales, Aspergillaceae. Bases 1 to 606 code for a protein of 201 amino acids. The record is from RefSeq and is a predicted model, not a curated record. The transcript has a single exon.